This is a messenger RNA of Ipomoea triloba (trilobed morning glory), 1880 nucleotides long. RefSeq names its product growth-regulating factor 9. Gene Ontology annotation, molecular function: ATP binding. Gene Ontology annotation, cellular component: nucleus. The record is from RefSeq and is a predicted model, not a curated record. Gene Ontology annotation, biological process: DNA-templated transcription; regulation of DNA-templated transcription; developmental process. Bases 423 to 1730 code for a protein of 435 amino acids. NCBI's taxonomy places the organism in Eukaryota, Viridiplantae, Streptophyta, Magnoliopsida, Solanales, Convolvulaceae. The transcript has 4 exons.
ACUUACGUAGUACAAAGGAAAGGUAAGGAGGAGGAGCAGUACAAUGUCACGAAAUUCUUCUGAUUAUAUUUGUCUGAGAACAUCUGCUCCUCUGCUCUACCCUUUGCGUUAAGGCUGAGACUGAUCACCGUCAGAAACUCUGACAACUCCACUUUUAACCUUCACACAAUUCUCUCUCUCUCUCUCUAAACCUGCGAGUUUCUCACACUAAAAGGCUGUCAAGAAUCGAGAGAGAUGCAUGCGAGUAAUGGGGUGUGACUGAAUUCAUGAUGGGGUGGCGUGCAGUUCAGUUGUGUUGUGUUGUUCAUUCAUUGCCUCUUUCUCUCCUUCAAAACUCUCUUUUUUCUCUCUGUUCUUUUUUGCUCUGCAACCUGUAGCCACUGCCAAUCUUUUUCCUUGAAGAAAUAAACAAAUUCAAGAAAAUGCAGAAGACCCAUUCAAACUCUGGUAUUGAAAAGGAUGGGUCGCCUAGUUUGAAGCUGGUUCUGGGCUAUGAAGGGUCAGGCCAUGUGAAGAUAGAGCAAAAAGACAGAGAAGAAGAAGAGGAAAGCAAGUGUGUGUGUGGGUUUACAGAAGCUCAAUGGAAUGAAUUGUAUCUCCAAGCUGUGAUUUUCAAGUACAUUCAAUGUGGUCUCCCUGUUCCCUUUCACCUUGUUCUUCCCAUCUGGAGGACUGUUUCCACCUCCUUUGAUACCACUGUGUUCUUUAGACAACAAUUCUCAGGCUUUAGAGACCUGAAUGCUUGGGGAUUUGGUGAUAUGAACAUGAUGGAUCCUGAACCGGGGAGGUGUAGAAGAACUGAUGGGAAGAAAUGGAGAUGCAGCAAGAGCGUUGUUCCACACGAGAAAUAUUGCGAGCGCCACAUGCAUAGAGGCAGCAAUCGUUCAAGAAAGCUUGUGGAAGCAUCUCAAACCGAAUCCAAAUCUCGAAUUAAUCCUGCUAGUAAAUAUGACAGGCCUUUAAAUCUUGAGCCUAAGCCUAAGUUUCUCUCAGCAGCUAAAGCUUCCAUUGGAUCGCCAUCCAACGGGGUUAAUGGACACAUUGAUAGCCCUUUCUCUACCCUGGAAGCUAACCGUUUUUGUACUAACAAUGGUAAACAUAACAGCUUGAGUGUCCAUGGAGUCGACCCAAACUUAGUGAGAACCAUUGCUCCUUCCGACUCCCAUAACUUCAGAGGCAGAAGUGACAACGUUGUUGGGAAAUAUGCCAUGUUCAAUGGUGUCGAUACUGCCAAAGAAACCAACCAAAUGAGCGAAAAGAGAAACACUAGCCAAUCUUAUGUUUUUGUUCCGGGACUUGGUAUGUUUCCUAAGAGUGGUCAUGAACAUGGUACAGAUAAAGCAGGGUCUUCUAGCUCGGGUAUUCCUCAAAACAGAUUGGCAGAAACUGAACCGCUGAGAUGCUUCAGAUCGGAUGGUAAGAAAUGGCGAUGCAAAAGGGCUUCAGUUCCCGGGCACAAGUACUGUGGGAUGCACCUGCACAGGGGGUCGAGGAAGAUCACCACACCGUCAAAUCCAGUUACCGUUGCACUACCUCCACCCUCCUCCACGGCCAGAAUCUGCCCUCCACUCGCCAUCCCGACUAGAUACAUUGAUGAUGGCACGAGUUUGAACACUAAUCUCUCCAUUGCACCGGCUUCUCAUCAACUAGUCAACUGCGAUUCUACUCAUACCAGCAGCAGCGAUUCGACCACCAUCACCGAUGAAACGCCAACUUUUGUCAUGCAUUGAUUCCAUCUAAAGUGUCCUGUCAUAAUUUUCUGGGGUUGUAAAACAAUCAACAGCUUGUGUUCUAGAGAAGUUUGCUGUUAUUUUAAGAACUAAAGAAUAUGGUUUAUGUACUUGCUGUGUUUGUAUAGUGAAGUGCAGCUCUUAGAAGCA